Molecule: messenger RNA, 1946 nt
Organism: Moneuplotes crassus
Lineage: Eukaryota; Ciliophora; Spirotrichea; Euplotida; Euplotidae
Source: the annotation of a GenBank genome assembly
AGCAUUUCCCAAAAUGGAUACAGUCCACUCAGAGUCAGAACUCCCCAAAUCCACUACAGGAAAAACAGGUGCCACAGAAGCAGGAUCUAUUGAAAAAGUGUACUGCGAUGGAGACAUAUACUGCAGUGAUGAAGAAGGUAACCCAGGCUUGCAUGGGAUGAGGAGUCGGGGAUUUGGGCUUAGGAAGCCUUUGUAUAGGGGGUUGUUAGAAAAGAGAAUUUAGUGGCUUCAGGAAAGCAUUUUAUUGAAAAAUUAUGUUUUAAGUAAUGAUUUUUUAAAAAGACGCAAUUAUAUUAAAAAUUCCAAAUUCUUAAAGCAAAGAAUAUUUACUAAACAUUCCUCAAAUUAUCGGAAAUCUGAACGAAAUCUUACAAUUUUUACAGAAUCCAAAAAGCAAGAGGUGAUCGAACAAGAAGAGCUUCACAAAGACUUUUUCAUUAAGAAGCAGUACUUCAUCUCCCAUCAAACAGAUGAUAUUUAUAAAUAUUUCGAUUUUGAUCCAGAGCCAUUAGGAGAAGGAAGCUACGGUGUGGUCUACAAAGCUACUGAGAAAUCAACCAAGGAGAUUCGUGCCAUCAAACAAAUCAACCUUAGAGACAUUAAAGGAGGUCGUAAAGAACCCCUUGCUGCUCUUAAUGAGUCAGAGAUUGCUGAAGAGAGCAAAGGGUUAUACAAUAACUUCCUUAAUGAGCUUGCAUCUCUAAAACUUCUAGAUCACCCUAAUAUAAUAAAGCUAUACGAAGUUUACGAAUGAGAGAAUGCUAUCUACCUAGUCCAAGAAUUCUGUGAUGGAGGAGAACUUUUUGAUUACAUCGUUGAGCAAGGUGCUCUCGAUGAAACCAUAGCGAGCGACCUCUUCCAGCAAAUGGUAGGAGCAGUCAUCUAUUGCCAUAAGAACAGGAUUUGUCACAGAGAUCUCAAACCAGAAAAUUUCAUGCUCUGCUCUCAUGGUGAUAGCUGGAAGGUUAAACUAAUCGAUUUCGGAAUCUCAAGAAGUUACUUCAAAAUGGACGAAAGCAUGGGAAUAAUGAGAAUGUCAAGCAUUGCUGGAACCACUCCUUACAUGGCCCCUGAAGUCUUUAGAAGAAAUUAUUCAAACUCGUGUGACACCUGGUCAUUAGGAGUAAUCCUUUAUAUCAUGGUUGCUGGAUAUCCUCCCUUUGAAGGCUAUGAAGAGGAUGAUAUUGAGACCAAGAUAAAGAACCUAGACUUUUCAUUUGAUGAUGAGAUAUGGACUGAGUGUAGCGAUGAAGUAAAGGACUUAAUUUGAAAGCUAAUCACCGAAGAAAAGGAUAGGAUUACUCCAAAAGAAGCACUCAAGCACGAAUGGUUGGUAUCUGAAAAGCCACCACCAGUUCCUAGAGGAAAUACAAUCCUCAUUGAUAGACUUGUCAGAUUCCAACACUGAGGAAGACUUAGGAAAGCUAUCAUGGGAUACCUUGCCUCGAAAGCUUCAGACGAAGACUUAAAGAAGGAAAUAGAUUUUUUUAACUGUAUCGAUACAAAUAAAGAUGGAUACAUUACUAAGAAAGAACUUAAAGCUGGAUUAAAGAACUAUCCUGAUAUUGACAAGAAUUUAAUCAAUGGCAUUAUGAAAAGCAUAGAUACUGAGAACAAUGGAGCUCUGAGCUUCAACGAAUUCAUUGCUGCAAUUCUUAAUGAGACUAUCACUAAGGAUUACACAAAAAUAGCUAAAGCAUUCCAAUUCUUUAACAAAGAUGAAAAUGGAUUCAUCACCGAUAAACAGCUCAAGGAGACUCUCGCAGGUUCUGAGUUCAAGCACAUUGAAACCCAGGUCUUCACUGAAGUCAUCAAUGAAGUCAGUCAUGCCAAGAAUGGAGAGAUCAAGAUGAAGGAUUUCAUGAGGUUAAUGUCAGUCCGCUUCGAGAAUUCCUUCCAAACAAGUAUGCAAAUGUCCACCAUCAAUGAAUGAGAUGCUGAGUAAU